AUGAUAUUUCUACAAUUGGGAAAUUGUUAUAAACAAAGUUUUCAAUGUUUACAAUGUGAUAAUCAAAUAGAUGGUCCAGGUUGUGGUGAAUUUUCACAAAUUAUCCCAUUACAAGAAUGUAAAACAUUUUGUUAUUUUGCUAUUAUACGAAAUUAUACAACACAUCAUAAAAGACGUUUACUAAUAGCUACACGUGCAAUACGUGAUUGUUCAACUUAUAGUGAUAUUGAAGUUGAAACUGAAACAUUAUUAGAAACAAAAAUACCAAAUAUUCGACAUUAUCGUUCAUUAGAUAUUGUUACAAUUAAACGUUGUACAGGUGAACAAUGUAAUAAUGAAUUUUAUUUAAAAGAAUCAAAUGGAUCAUCAACAAUAAAAAUAACUAGUUGUAGUUAUUAUUAUUAUUAUUAUUAUUUAUUAACUAUUUCACUGUUAUUAUUCUAUUCGAAAAGAUAA
Molecule: messenger RNA, 456 nt
Organism: Didymodactylos carnosus
Lineage: Eukaryota; Metazoa; Rotifera; Eurotatoria; Philodinida; Philodinidae
Source: the annotation of a GenBank genome assembly